Molecule: messenger RNA, 6043 nt
Organism: Amphiprion ocellaris (clown anemonefish)
Lineage: Eukaryota; Metazoa; Chordata; Actinopteri; Pomacentridae
Gene: tmem243b
Product: transmembrane protein 243, mitochondrial b
Exons: 4
Coding region: 65-418 (117 amino acids)
Source: RefSeq, a predicted model, not a curated record
CCCGGAGCGUCCAGGAGGCGGCGCCGCUGAGAGCCGAUCGGGUCGGUGCUGAGACGAGGCGGCGAUGGACGACUUCACCACCAGGACGUACGGAACCAGCGGCCUGGACAACAGGCCUCUGUUUGGGGAGACGUCGGCCCGGGACCGGAUCAUCAACAUCGCCGUGGGAGGAUUCACAUCAGUGGUUGUUCUAGUGACUGUAAUUGGUUCCUUCGUGUUCCCCUCGUUGCCUCCUCGGCCGCUAAACAUCUUCUUCGCCGUGUGCAUCCUGUUGGCCUGUGGAUCCACCAUAGUGCUGAUAUUCUGGUACCGGCAGGGCGACCUGGAGCCCAAAUUCAGGAAUCUGAUCUACUACAUGCUGGCGUCCAUCGUGCUGCUGUGUCUAUGUGCCAACCUCUACUUCCACGACGUCAGGUGAAGACGAGGAGGAAGAAGGGAAGACAUGGCCUUGAUGGACGGAAACACGGGAAGGACUGAGAGUCAGACGGACCAAUCACGUGACCAAAAUAGUAGAACUAUUUUAUCACACUAACUUGAAGCUGCAGAGGAUUGUGGGACCAAAAAAAAAAAAAAACCUGUAAAAUGGUUCCAGUGGGACGAAAACCUGCCAGACUUUUGUUGGUGCUGAAUUAUGCAAACAUGACGUACUGUAUGAGGCUGAGGACGACCUGCUGGAGGACGGACAGGUGUGUUUACAGGCUCAUAAAAGAUCAGAUCUGCAGUCACAUCCUGAAAACAGCUGCAAACCAGGAUUAAACUGUUCAAUUACGCUCCAGUUUGCAGAUUUUUUUUUUAAAGAAAACAACGUAAAUUUACUCAUUUCAUCAUCUAAAAUGUGACUAUUUUCUGUUUUUUUUUCCUCCUCUGUGACAGUAAACUGAAUAUCUUUGGGGUUGUGGACAGUUUGUUGCCAUUUCCUGACAUUUAAAUCAGUUGCAGCCUGAUUUUAAAGCACUUAUAAAACACUUUGGAUGUGACUGAGAUGAAAUGAUUGAACAGUUAAAGGAAAAAUCUGCCCAAAACUAAGAGUCCCAUCUGUGUGUAAUCUUAUAUACUCAUGAUUUUCUUCAUGAUUUACUAUAUUUAUAUCUUUAAAUGACUGACAGACGAAAGGGAGCGUCCCAGUUCAAGCUCUACCUCCUUUAAAGUUUGUUUCUUAAGACUGUGUUUUUGAUUAGUCGUGUUUCCAUAACACAUUCUUGAAAUAUUGCUUUUGAAAACUUCACAGAAACAGCAAAAUUUGAAGAAAAUUUCCCCAAUUUUGCAAAAAAAACUUCAUUUUUGCAAUGUUAAUGCGCUUUAUCAGAGACUGAAACACGUUUUCUGAGCGUUUCCAGGCAUCAAACACGGACAACGCAAGCUGACAUUAAUGAAUAAUUCGAACAAAAUUUAAGUUUCUUUAUGGUUUUUAGCAGCUGGUUUUGUUUCUGUCUUCUUCUAAUCUGUUUAUUACAGUAACAUGUCCUAUGGCGCCACCUGCUGAGGAAACUAUGCAGCAGUUUAUACACACUAAAGCAAUUUUUCAAAAGUUUGCCUCAAAUUUAAUGACAGUUUUUAUGGAAACAUGGCUGGUUUGGUUCAUCCAACAAAUUGUCUUCUAAAGCCCCAUUCAGACUGGAUUUACCUCGAGGUGGAAAUCAAAUAUCCACAGUGAUAAAGGAAAUUACCGGUAUUUUCUCAACAUAUAUAGAUUUAAUCCAUAAUUCUGCCUAGAAAUCAGAGAAAAAGUUGCCUGGGAAUGGUCAUUUUUAGGGUUGCUUUAAUAUCCCAGUAAUCCAGUGGAGGUCCAAUGAGUUUACUGCUAACGGCUAAUUGCUAACAUGGACAGUUUGCAGAAUGUAAACACAUUUAGGCUAAACAAACAGGCUUAAACAGCAGAAUUAACGGUUGUGUCCCAGUUCAGGCUCGACCGGAUUUAAAGUUUGUUUUUCCCAGUCCAAGUUUUUGACCCAAUCAGAUGCGAACAAAAAAAAAAGUCGAACCUCCACAAGGAGAGCUGAAGCGGAGGCAAAGAAAUCGAGGAUAAAGUAAAAAAUCAUCCAUCUUUUCAGGGUCGUAUCUGAACACACGGACGUUAAAAAUAUAUAGAUUUCAUCCAUUUAUUUGCUCAAGAAAUAGUUUGUGAGACGUCUCAUUGUUAAAAUUUUUUCACUAUUAAACUCAUCCAGUGACAGACUGCAAAUAGAAGCUACUUCUGCUAAUUUGGCUACUUUUAAUGCAAAUCAUAAACAAAUUCAGUCUUGAAAAAAGCAACUGAACUCAUUGUAGGUACAUUUUUACUGCAAUCUAAGGUCCUGCACCUCUAUGGAAACAAUGACCAUGAAGAUAAACUCAGAAAAGCAAUAUAUGCUAAUUAGAAUGCCAUAAAUCAUAAAAGAGAAAGCUAAGGUUGAAUCUGAUUGUUUAGUUUAGAAAAAUUGAAAAAUCUGUAAUCAAACAUUCUUCCAAGUGGCCACAGGUGUUAAACGAUGGCUGUACAUACUAUAAAUAUUUAAGUGCCUGCAGUUCAACCAAAAGGUUUCUGAACUUCUGUCACGAUUUUUGACUACUCGGCUGCAUCGAGGAGUGAAAAUUUUAGUUUUUUGCUAUAUCUGGUGCAAAUUUGGCCAAUUUUUUUUAACAACACACGUAGAAUAAAGUGAUUUUGAUCAAAUAUAACUAUUUUUAGCCUCGAUUUGGUUCAUUUUCCCAACAAAUGAUUGGUUGAAGUACUCUUGGACAGUGAAAAAUCUGAUGAUUCUUUCUGUUUUUAUGGUUUCUGGCUCUGCUAAAUGGUGUCAUUUGGUCAUUUUUUUAUAAAUACACUGAAUUUCAAAAAGUUUUAGGGUUCAGAGGGUUGAAACUAAAUGUAGCUGACGUUUACUAAAAAAAAAAAAGUCUGAUUUCACACUUAGAUGACGAGCAACAGAUUGGGAAAAACAGAAAAACUGAGAAGAUUAGCUGCAAAUUCACAGAAAACAACAACUAAAGCUGCAAGCAGCAUUGGUCAGGUUCUCGCAUCCUUGUUGGUCAGUGAAUCCAAGCAUGUCCACCAGGUGGCGCUGCAAGAGAGAGUGUAUUUCGACCUAUGGCCUUGUUGAUGGCGAAUUAUUAAAACUGUCCACCAGGUGGCGCUAUCACCAUGAAUGUAUAUUGGCCUAAGUGUGUUAUCACGGCCGGACUCUGAUCACACAUGUAAAGUUUCAGGUAGAUUGAAGAAUGUACAGACCAGUUAGACAGCACUUCCUGUUUCAUGGCGAAAUGUCUAAAUUCAAGGGCCGCCAUUUCCACGCCUUCAGACUUUUGCGGAGCAUUUUUAAAACUUUUGAUCACCUGUGCCUGGUGUAUAGGUCCAAGCUCUGUCAGAGUAAUCUUGUUUGAGUUUAUAGCUUUUGAAAAUGUGCAAAAAUUGGUCCAAAAUAUGACACAUAACUCAAAAUGGCCGACUUCCUGUUGGGUUGUGGCCAUGGGUGUCAAAUACAUUUUUGUGUCUCUUGAGGAGUUACAUUGGCCAACUAAAUUUCAUAGCUGUAGGUGACACGCACUGGGCAUAGUUCUUGUUUGAAAUUUUUCCAGGUGGCACAAUGAAGCCAUUUUGGCUCACAUCUAUGCAGUUCCACUAAAAUAACAAAUUUCCUUGUAAAGUUUCACGCGUUUUCCAGUAUUUUUAGGCCUUCAAAACUGCGAUUCAAAAGAUAGAUGAAGAAUGAAAAAUAAUAAGCCCAUGUGUUUCAAUAGAGUCUCUGCACCAUUCUGGGCUUGGACCCUAAUUACUUAAGGUCUGAGCUCCCAAUGCUGUGAAUAGGGGGCUCGGAAGACCCUAUUGGAAUAGAAGGCCUAUUGGACUAUUGGAAUAGAAAGCCCAAUAGGGUCUUCGCACCAUUGGGGCCCAGAAUGGUGCAAAGACCCUAUUGAAACGCAUGGGUUUACUAUUAUGGGUUUUGUGCUCUAGAUCGGGUAAAAUCACCUCCACAUUAGAUGUAAAUAAAGUCUGAAUGGGCCCAAAUUUCUGCUCCAAUCUGCUGCAUCCAGGUGGACUCAGGAAAAUAAUUUCAUGUCGUAUUAAUCUGCUGCUUUUCAGGUUUAACUGGGCAGAUUUUUCCUUUAAGCCGAGCUUGUAAACACAGCAACCUGUAGCUCAAACUAGAUAAAUGUAUAUUCUCUUUCUCUGCUUCUUCAUAUUUUAUCUCAUCUCAUUUAAUUCAUUCCCAAAUCAGCAUCUCGCGAAAAGGAUUUUCUUUGUCAAAUUAGAUUUAAGCACUGAAUCACACCAACUCUUGCACUAAGCAAAUUUCACUUCUGUCUGAAGCCACAAACACACAUUUAUACACUCAGGCCAACUGUAGCGCCAAUAAACACAAACUUCCUGGUGGCUUUACACAGAAUUCUACAUUUUGCACUAUUAAUCCUGCUAUUUUAUGAAUCCCAGCUGCGCCAGGAGCUUUAAGGUUCAUGUUUUUCAUGUUGUUAAUGUACUUCUAGCUCUGUUUCAGCUGCAGCAAGAAGGUUUUAUCAGGAUGCAGCAGCUCAGAAAAACAUCUAUGUAGCUGCUUUUUAGCAAAAGAAAAUGAAGGUUGGUUUGUUUCUCCGUGUUUUGGUCACACAGCGAAUAGCGACUCUAAAGGACGUUUUUAUUGACUGUGAAAUUGAAGAAUCUGUGUUUCCAGGCAGACAAGCUCUAGAAGUCCUCUAAAAAUGAAGUUAUUUUCCACUGUAAUGUCACUUUAAUGCCCUUUAAUCAAUAUUUACUGCAUCAGAAACAUGCAGCAGUUGCUUUAUAGGACUGAAAGCAAGGAUAAUACUAAAUCACAGAAAUGUAAUAAGCAAUGGCAGGCAAGCCAGCUGCUCUGUGAAGCUGAAUUUGCAUUUUUACAAAUGACUAAUUGGUAAAAACUUGAUGAAAAUAACUACAAACAUGUCUUCCAGUUACAUUAAAAUAAUCUCCAGCGUACAACAACAUUAAAACUAACAGCCUAAUACUGUGAAGGUAUAACUCCUGGUUUUAGUUUUGUUCUAAAAUGGAUGUUUUAGUGUGGAGUUGCUGCUGGCCCCGCCCCCUUCAGGAAGGAAACUCUCUCUGAGUUUAUGAUCGACUGUGCAAUCAAAACAGUUGAAACUAGCUUCUAACUUUCUCUCUGGGGAUUCAUUUUCCAUGAAAUUAUCUAAAUUCUCAACACAGUCGUCGUUUUUAAGUGAAACUAAUUUGAUAAUUCAAGUAAUUUCUGUCAGAAAUAAAAGACUAAAUUCUUUAUUUGUUGCUUGAUAAAUGUGAAUAUUUUUUGGUUUAUUUCCAUCCUCAAUGAGCGUAAACUGAAUAUAUCACUUUUCACAAUUUUCUGACAUUUUAUUGACCAAAGAACCAAUUAAUGAAUGCAAAAAAUAAACAAAUCCAAAUUAACAGUGAAAAUAAUCAGUAUUUGCAGCUGGAAAGUCUAAAAUCUGAUUUUUAAAAUGGAUUUAACCUACAGCCAGUGAAGAACAAAAACAGCAGCAAAUAUUAGAGGUUGGUGUUUUUUGUUGUCUCAGGCAGAAAUCCAACAUCUGAAGGAGACGCUGUGCGACCGAAUCACAGAGAAACAAACUUGGUUAAAUCAAGAUUCUGGUUAUUCUGUGUUUUUUUUUUUACUGUCAACAAAUCUCACAAAAAGCAACAACAUGUUUCAAAAAGGUUUUAAAAGAGCUGCUGGUUGUAGUUUUUAACAGCUAAAACAGUAAAAGGUGGAUUUCUAGGGGACUAUUUUCAUCGGCGGAUUCAUCCAGUGAGUUUUUUAUCAACGAAGGAACAAGACAAUAAACUUUUCAAGCUUAUAAAAGUUUAAGAGGACAGAAUGGUUGUUUUUGUGUGGUUUGUUGACAGCAGUCUGGUGAGUUGUAGCUUUAAUCUGCUGUAGUUUUGUUCACAGACGCUUUGAGCUUCAACAUCAAACCGAUCGAACGAAUAACUGACGGACACAGGAAGUGACACGAAGAGCCGACCUCACCACGACUUCAAGAUUGUCAAAGCCAUGUGUUUCUUUUUUUUGUAUUUAAUAUUUUAUGGAAUAAAUAAUUGUGUAUCCUGAAA